This is a messenger RNA of Caenorhabditis bovis, 1014 nucleotides long. NCBI's taxonomy places the organism in Eukaryota, Metazoa, Nematoda, Chromadorea, Rhabditida, Rhabditidae. The record is from the annotation of a GenBank genome assembly.
AUGAACUCGACCCACAACGGCUACCAACAGGUCGACGAGGAUUUUGUCAUCGAGCUUCACGAUUAUGUAUCAUUUCAUAGAAUGAACGUUUUCUUCGGUGCUGUAUGUUUCGCGCUCAACGUCGUUUUAUUUUCGGUGUUUCUUUCCUCACCAACAAUGAGAAAGAAACAUAGAAAUCGGAUUUUGAUGAUUCUUGCCCUAGCUGACACUUCAAACACGUUGGCAAUAUUUUUCAUGGGUAAAAAUCGAGUGGAACUUUACACAGAAAUCAUCCACACUCAUGAGAUUCCGAUUCGGACGGCUUGGCAAUGCGCACUUGAACCAUGGCUAAUUUUAAGAGGCAUAGGCGAUAUAUGGCCUCCAAUAAUUCAAAUGGUAAUUGGAAUUCAACGAAGUCUAGCCGUUUUCACGCCAAUCUGGUUCCACAAACAUGGGAAAAAUCGAUCGACUUUUCUAAUUUGUUCCACAUUAUGUAUACUAUUACCCACACUUCUCAUUGGAUUUAUAAUAGCGUACAUGAAUAGAAAGAAGCAGGUCAUUUACUAUUGUGGAAGAAAAGCAGCUUUUGGGAAAGAUUAUGCCACAUUCAUCUACAUUAUCAACAUUUUCGGAUAUUUGUUCAGUUUUGCGAUUAAUUGCAUAACCAUGAUCAAGGCUAGCUCAACGAUCAACAAGCUUGUUCGACGUCAGAUUUAUAAGGUCCGAUACAGUCUUGUUAUCUCAUUUCUAUCAUUCAUCCUUGUUUCGAUACCCAAUGCAAUUUCCUUGUUUUCUGUUCAUUUUAAAGAGGUGAACAGCUUUAUCGCCAAACCAUCGACGUAUUUCACAUGUGUCAACUCAGGAAUCAAUAUAUUUGUGUACAUCGCGCUGAACACCGAAUUCCGGCACCAAUUUAAAUACCUUUUUUGCAAUAAGAAGCACGUUGUAACUCACAGCGAAUUCGAGCGAUCGAAAUCAAAGUCGAGAUCGCGGUCGAAGAGUCGAAUCGACGGUAGUUUAAUUGUUGCAUUGUGA